AAUGCAACUCUGGAUUCUUCGCUUUUGAUCAAAGAUUUUGAAAUCCCAUCUGAUUCUACCAGAUCAUAUUUGCUUACUGGCCUAGAAAAUUAUACAUGUUACUGGAUUCGUAUUGCUUCUGCUACCAAAGUCGGAUUCGGAGAAUUCUCCGAAAAAUUUGAUGUCUAUACCGACCUUGCUCCCCCCAGUCCUCCUCAUUUAACCAGCGUGAGUCUUUCUGACAAAAAUGAAUGUUUGCUUGUAAAUUGGUCUCAUCCAGUUAUUGGCCUUCCCCAGCUAUCUUUAUCCAGCCAUCCAAACAGCUGGACUCCCACCACACCAAUCGACUCCAAUGGGGCGACUCAAGUUCUACAGGCUGUCAAUUUACCUUCUGACACAGAAUCCUUAAGUGAUGACGGGACUGGCUCUGUUCUUCAUACACAGACGACCUAUCUCGUCUGUUGGCGGCCACUUUUAUCCAGCAGACUUGGAAUUUAUUAUAAACCGUAUCAUUCAGGUGAACUUACGAUUUCAGGCCUAAUAGUUGGCGGAUUGUUGCAUCCAGAAGAGCCCAUUGAAUACACUAGAACUGCAGGGCCUCAAAUUCUACCUCAAAAUAACUGUGUGACAAGUUUGAGCAAUGCGUCUCCACACCACUCGGUGAGCUCCAUAUGA
Protopolystoma xenopodis is the source of this 654-nucleotide messenger RNA. The record is from the annotation of a GenBank genome assembly. Lineage: Eukaryota; Metazoa; Platyhelminthes; Monogenea; Polystomatidea; Polystomatidae.